AUGCACAGAGAGAGUAGCAGCCUGUCGCUCUCCACCAAUAGGAAAAGUGAGUGGGUGUUGGAGGCGGGUCCUCAGGGUGAGCAGACUCAAGAGUUGUUCGGCAAGAGCAACGCAGGGACCGUUUUCAGUCUCAUUUCUGCUAGAUCUCAAUAUUAUAUCACACUGGAAUGUCCGAAAACAAGCCCGAAUGAUGAACCGAAGUUAUCUACGACGGACAGGGUGGUGAAAUCCGUCCCGUUCCCCCCCAGUCACCGGCUGACGGCUAAAGAGGUGUUCGACAGUGAUGGGAAGCCCAAAGUGGACGUGCUGAAAGCUCACCUAACCAAGGAGGGACGCGUGGAGGAAUCGGUGGCACUGAGGCUCAUAGCAGAGGGUGGGGCGAUCCUGCGUGCAGAGAAGAACCUGCUGGACAUCGAGGCCCCUGUGACAGUGUGUGGAGACAUCCAUGGGCAGUUCUUUGACCUGAUGAAGCUGUUUGAAGUAGGAGGAUCACCAGCAUCCACGCGCUACCUUUUCCUGGGGGACUACGUUGACAGAGGGUAUUUCAGUAUUGAAUGUGUGCUGUACUUGUGGGCCUUAAAGAUCCUUUACCCCAAAACACUGUUUUUGCUGCGUGGGAAUCAUGAAUGUAGACAUUUAACAGAGUAUUUCACAUUUAAGCAGGAAUGUAGAAUUAAGUAUUCAGAGAGGGUGUAUGACGCAUGUAUGGACGCCUUCGACUGCCUUCCCCUGGCUGCACUUAUGAACCAGCAGUUCCUGUGUGUACACGGAGGACUGUCUCCAGAAAUCACAAAUCUUGACGACAUCAGGAAACUAGACAGAUUCAAAGAGCCUCCAGCGUACGGACCAAUGUGUGAUCUGCUGUGGUCCGACCCCCUGGAGGACUUUGGGAACGAGAAGAGCCAAGAGCAUUUCACACACAACACAGUGCGAGGCUGUUCCUACUUCUACAGCUACCCUGCAGUCUGUGACUUUCUACAACACAAUAACUUAUUAUCUAUCAUCCGGGCCCAUGAAGCGCAGGAUGCUGGAUAUCGCAUGUACAGAAAGAGUCAGACCACUGGCUUCCCAUCUCUUAUCACCAUCUUCUCAGCACCCAACUACCUAGAUGUCUACAACAACAAAGCGGCAGUGCUGAAAUACGAGAACAACGUGAUGAACAUUCGGCAGUUCAACUGCUCACCUCACCCUUACUGGCUGCCCAUCAUGGACGUUUUCACCUGGUCUCUGCCAUUUGUGGGAGAGAAGGUGACUGAGAUGCUUGUGAACGUGUUGAGCAUCUGCUCCAACGAUGAGCUGACGACUGAUGAGGAGCUGGAUGGUGCCACAGCUUCUGCCCGUAAGGAGGUCAUCCGCAACAAGAUUCCGUGCCAUUGGCAGAUGGCCAGGUAUUUUCUGUGCUGAGAGAGGAGAGUGAGAGUGUGUUGACGCUGAGGGACUGACCCCAACAGGCAUGCUACCAAGCGGAGUGCUGUCCGGUGGCAAAGAGAAGCUGCAGAAUGCCAUUAAAGGCUUCUCGC
This is a messenger RNA of Notolabrus celidotus (New Zealand spotty), 1520 nucleotides long. Its product is annotated as serine/threonine-protein phosphatase 2B catalytic subunit alpha isoform-like. Gene Ontology annotation, cellular component: cytoplasm; calcineurin complex; cytosol. Gene Ontology annotation, biological process: calcineurin-NFAT signaling cascade. Gene Ontology annotation, molecular function: calmodulin binding; calmodulin-dependent protein phosphatase activity. The record is from RefSeq and is a predicted model, not a curated record. Lineage: Eukaryota; Metazoa; Chordata; Actinopteri; Labriformes; Labridae.